AAGUGAGGGGAGUCCAUGGCAAAAUGUAUAUAUAGUCUGGGACCAAAUCAUGGGGCGUAGUCAGUGAGUAAUGCUGGUAUAUAUAUGAAAUAGUAAAAUAGUAUAUGAAAUAAUGGCUUAAUUUAAAAAAUAAAAUAAUAAAUGGCGCUAAUUUACCUACGCUAUUUUGUCAUUAGCUCCUUUGUCAUCAAUUAUUUCGUCAGCUAUUAUGCCUGGUCACAAAGCUACAAUAAUAUAGAAGUGAGUCAAUAUGCCGAAUAUAACCGAAUUGUUAACAAUCAGGGCUGACCGGAAGAAAACAUUAUUUUGUGAUGGGAUGGAAGAUUAACAUUAUUUUGUGAUGGGAUGGAAGCCUAACAUUAUUUUGUGAUGGGAUGGAAGCCUAACAUUAUUUUGUGAUGGGAUGGAAGCCUAACAUUAUUUUGUGAUGGGAUGGAAGCCUAACAUUAUUUUGUGAUGGGAUGGAAGCCUAACAUUAUUUUGUGAUGGGAUGGAAGCCUAACAUUAUUUUGUGAUGGGAUGGAAGCCUAACAUUAUUUUGAGAUGGGAUGGAAGCCUAACAUUAUUUUGUGAUGGGAUGGAAGCCUAACAUUAUUUUGAGAAUCCUCGAGUUCACCAGAUCGACACACACGUGGAUUUUAAUGGGAUCAGAGCGUGAUCUUAGACAUGCUCAGUCUGAGUGAAGCAAUAGUUAGCGUCACAAUAGGCUCUUCGUUUCUCACCCUUAGAUUAUAUGGUCUAACACCAAGAGAAUCCCGCGUCAACAUUGAGGUCAAACCAGAGAUGUCACUGUCAGACAAAAAGCAGUCCAGAAAAGCCAUUUUCCUGAGACUGGGCAAGAGAAGGAUUCUGCUGGCUCUAGUCUGUCUAAUGAUUGGUUCAUUUUUCUUAUUCAAUUACUCUUCUAGUUCUGCAGUACAGUCGUUCUCAAUGGAAGUCAACUCAGAAAGUGGUCAGCAAAUGGACAGGAGCACAUCACUGCUGGACAACACAGAGUUAAUAAAAGUGAUUGCAUCCUCGGGUCUCAUCACUAAGCUGUCCACAGCUAUCACAAAGCUUGACCCAAAUAUGGCGAACAAAAAUCAAAUUCUGAAAGCGUUGAAGAAAAUGGAUAUUUACUCUAUCUUAAAAACUUCGCUGGAGGGCGGAAGUGACGAUCUGAAGAGUUCACAGAUUAAAACUGAAAUAGAGGGUAAGUCAUAUCCUGAAUCAAAUUCAAAUAUUCUAUCUAAACCAACUCUCAAAUCUAAGGUCGAAACAGAAGUUAUACCUCAAGAUCUCAAUCCGGUUGCGAAACCACAAGAGGAGACAACAUCUAAACCCCGAGCAGAGCUGACAUCUCAGUCCCUUAUUGAUCCCAACGUUAAAUCUCAUAGUGAACCAACGACAUCUCCCCAGAUCAUGCCAACUACUACAACCCCACAAGAAACAACAGUUAAGGCUACAACGAUAUCCAUUAUCAAAGAAAAAGAUAUCACUAAACCGACCUGUCAAGGUCUACAGAAACAGUCUAUGGAUCAAAUUUUUCGCGUCAAUGAAACGCAGUGCUAUAAAGUGUUCUCUAACGACCGCGAAGCUAUAGACCAGGCGUUAAACCACGUUAAAAACAAUCCCAGGGAGAUGUUCUCCAACGACUAUUAUAUCAAUAGCACGGCCAACUGCUCUAGCUUCCAACUCUCCAGGGGGUACAUCACUUGCAAGUUGACGCAAGAGGAGGAGGACUUUCCCAUAGCGUUCUCCCUAAUCACCUUUAAGGAUAUUGAAAUGGUGGAGCGGCUCCUCAGGGCCGUAUACAGACCUCAGAACUAUUACUGCAUUCAUGUGGAUAAGAAGGCUGACGAAGGCUUCACCAGGGCUAUGUCAGCCAUAGCCAAUUGCUUUGAUAAUGUCUUCAUCGCUCCGGAGCGAGUUGAUGUUAAGUGGGGAGAAUACAGCGUUCUGGAGCCGGAGCUCAUCUGCAUGGAGCAUCUGUGGAAGUUUAAAAAGUGGAAAUACUUCAUCAAUUUGACUGGCCAGGAGUUCCCACUGAAAACAAAUUGGGAACUAGUGCAAAUCUUGAAGGCGUAUAAUGGUGCUAAUGAUUUAGAAGGAACAGUGAAAAGAGCAAACCAAGGACGUUGGAAGUCAAGUCCACCACACAAUCUUAGAGCCACCAAAGGUUCAGUUCAUAUAACAGCUAACAGAGAGUUUGUUGACUUUAUCCUGCACAAUCAGACGUCUAAAGAUCUGCUCGAGUGGGUGAAGAUGACAGACGUUCCAGACGAGACGUUCUUUGCCACUUUGAACCACAACCCUCAGCUAGGAAUCAAAGGCACAUACAAAGGUGAACCGGAGACAGAAUCCGUGGAGUCCAUGGGCAAGCCUUUUUUAUCACGAUUUAAAAACUGGGGCGGAGACCCCUUCAACUACCCCUGUGCCGGUCAGUUUGUUAGAAGCAUUUGCAUUCUAUCAACAGGUGACCUGCCUCAACUGUGGCGCGCGAGGCAACUCUUUGCCAACAAGUUCUACCUGUGGGAGGACCCAAUCGCUAUCGGCUGCUUGGAGGAAAUGAUCUACAACAACACCAGAGAUGAGCUGAGCGGGGUCAAGGUUUUCAACUCAACUUACUACAGUCAGCUGGGCUUUGUACGAAACCAGGUCACGUAGACGCCUCACAAGAUUUCUCAUUGGAUAUUCUCACUUAAUGAAUUUUGUGCAAUGAUAUUUAAUUUAUACAAACUUUUAUGGAAUUUCAGAAACAUUCUUCUAUUUUUUUAGUGCCCUCAUAUUUAUAUUUUUGUAUAUACUUAGGUUUCUGUGAAACCAAAUAACUGUUUUAAACUUUUGAUGUUGCCUACUACACAUAACUGAAUUAUUUAAGUGAUGACAAGGGUAAUAGACGUGUGAUGCCCCCAGUCAAAUUUGACUAAGAAUAAAUAGGGAGUUAUAUUAAAUUGAUUUUUUUAAAAAGAUCUACAAAGCCAAAAAAAAAAAGUCUGUCUGGUGCAUUUGUUUAUUCACGUUAUUUCUUCUACACCCGCUCCUCGGAUCUACUGCCACAUUUUUGUUGUACCCACGAAAACAUGAAUCAAUCAAACAAUGUAAAAAAAAAAAAGAUAAUAAUUAUUUCGUUUGGUAAUAAACAAGAGAUAUAAGUGCUACUUGAGAGAUGUGGAUGUAUUUAUGGAGUAAUUCCUCUUUUGUACAACUUUUUCUAAACCGUUCUCGUAUUAAAUUGACAUAUAACAAAAUUGUUCAUAGUCGAUGACAAUAGAUGCAUAAAGAACAAAUUAUCCAAUUAGUGGUAAUACAUUUUUUUUCUUAUUGAAAAAAGGAAGCCUACUCAUGCAGUAUUAAGAUCUAUGGCAGAAUUGUUUGCGGUUCAUCUCCUUAAUAAGCUUUAACAUUGAUUGAAUCUUUAAAAAAAAUCUUAAAUUCUAUAACAAGAGAACUAUAGAUUUUCAAUCCAGGAUACAUCCAAAUUGAGCGAAAGCUUUCUAUCGUUCAAAAGAUCGUAACUAACGUUUAAUAACAGUGAAACAGCAAGCGUACCCACACCUUCAGUUCUUUCAUCUAAGUCCUCAGCAGAUCUCUACAGAUCUAGAUUUAGAUACAAUUUUAUUUACAAUUUAUUUACAAUAAUGAAAGGAGAUUUAUGAAAGACAGGUUUUAAAUUGUGAAAUUUUAAAGUUCACAGCAAGAUUUAAACAUUAUGUAUUGACGUGUUUUUAGCGGCCCCCGAAAGUGGAAAAAACGCUAUUAGUUUUGUGUGUCCUGUCUGUCCGUCAGUCCAUCCAUCCUGUUUAGAUCACAGAAACUAGAAGAGAAACUGAAAAUCGGAUAUCAUGAGAUUUUAGAUCAUUCAAAGUUCUGAUGCAACGGCUACUUUUUUCUUUUCUGAAAGCGAAUAAUCUAAUUUUUUAAAUCAAUUAUGCAAGCUGUUUUUUUCAUGAACCUUUGAAUAAGAGCUUGGCCCUUUACAAGACAAUUAGAUCAAUUAGAUACUCAUUAUAAGACAUCAGUUAGGCCAGGUUCACAUCUAACUUCACCUUCACUUUCACCUAUCCCUUGGUCUGCUGGACCUUUGGCACCACACAAGAUCUGUCAACCUUCUUUCUCCAUUCUUCUCUGUCAUUUGCCUUUGAUAGAAUUUCAUUAUGAUAAUCUUUCUGAAAAUAUUGAAACCUGCCUUUUUACCUGCCUGGGUGGAGCACUUCGGGGGCCAAUUUUGAGUUUGUGUUUCCACACAAACUGUCUUUGUAACCUUGUUUCAACUGUUUGUCUGUUUUCAAUACCACUAAAAGAGACAGUCAUGUGUUCAUCCAUAAUUCAGUCGGUCAACAACAAUCUAAGCAAUGUACGUUUAGAUCUAAAUCUAUUUUCGACAUUUUCUAAAAGUAAUGAUUAAUGUCCGAGGUGGCAUUCUUUGUAAAUCUUAUGUCUAGGUCUCAAUCAAGUCUUCAUUAACGCUUUCCCCCUAUAUUUAUAUUUUAUCUCUGCUAAUUCGCGUAAGUAAUUAUCUUCUCCUGAUGUAACAAAAACAAUGUAUGAACUAAAACUAUUUCAUUAACUUACUGUUUAUUUUUUUAUUGAUUUAUGUUUUGUUAGAACAUUGAACAAUUGUGUGCACAGUUUCAACUUGAGAAGUGGGAGAGAUAACGUCUUCCAAAUUGGUACCAGACGGACAGAGUGAGUGGAUUUCAGAUUUGUUAAAAAAAUAAAUAUACAUAGACUACUUCAAUUCUUUAGAUUUUGUAAAACCAUGAUAUAAAAUUUUUUGCUAUUUAAUAGAGAACUCCAGUUCUUUGGAUUUUUUUAAAAACCAUUUUUUGCUAUUUAAAUUAAAUUUACAGAUAAAUGUAUGAAGCUAAACUGUAUAUUUCCAUGAUGGAUAUACAUUUUUGUUUUCAAAUUUAUAUUUUUUUAGAUGUUCAAAAGAAAUUUCUUGAUUUUGUUAUUCUUUUUUUCACAUUCAGAAACUUGUGCCUUUCCUAUUGAUAACGAAUGUAACACACGAAUGUGAUAUCGCCUCUAUUUGUUGACCAUAUCAUGGAGUUUAUUCAUUCAAUGAUAAAUUACUUGUAAUAAUUAUUUGAUGUGAAUAUUUACCUCAUACGAAAAACAAACAUUCCAUCUUUUGUUACAUAUUUUACUCUGAAUUCCCUGUUUCUUACUAAAUGUCUUGAGCCAGGCGUUGACAGUAAGAAUUGAAUUGUACAGAAUGUCAAGACUUCUUGGUUCAUCAUCCCAGGCUUCAAUCUUCUGGCCACUCCCAGACAUCUAAAACUAGAUACUCUUAGCUCUGACUUGCUCUUCCGGGCGUCAGAAAUAUGCAAGUUUAGUAAAGAGCUAUUAUCUAUAAUCCAUGGAUAAAAUAGAAAGUUGAUUUGUUCAUAAAUAAAAUAGAUCGAUACACAACUAUAUUUUUAAAAUUUAUAUAAUUUUUUCAUAUACGCUUUUUCAAAAAAGUAAAUUUGCGUCAUAGGAAAAGGCCUGAUAACGAAUUUGUUGGUUACACUGAGACUUGUGAAGAACAUUUGCUACUCUAAAAUAAAUUCGCAAGUAGCAAAUAUUACUAGACCUCUUUUCGUAUGAGGUCGUAACCAAAUAGAUGACAUUGGCUGAGUGGUAAAAGGCCUUUGUGUCAGAAGCUGGGCUUCUGGGUUCGAAUCUCGGUAACGACUGGGAUUUUGAAUUUCGGGAUUUUUAAGGCGCCCCUGAGUCUACCCAACUCUAAUGGGUACCUGAUUUUAGUUGGGGAAAGUAAAGGUGGUUGGUCGUUGUGCUGGCCACAUAACACACUGCUCGUUAACCGUUGGCCAAAGUAUACCCUAUAAUAAUAUUUUUAAUUUUUUGUUCAGAAACACGUUAGGUCUUUUUUUUUGUUCAGAAACACGUUAGGUCUUUUUUUUUCUCAGUAGAUUACUUUUUACCUCAUGCAUUGGAAUGUAUUUUCUAAAUGUACGUUUAAAUGCCUGAUUAUUCAAUUGUUUGGUUACACUUCGAGUUUUUAAAAAAACGACGAUACCAUCCUAUUUGUAAACCAGUUUAAAAAGAAACUUUGAACGCCAUUGACGUUAAGAGUAAUUAACAAUUCUGAAUGGAAUUAUUCUUUACUUUAUAGGCCUAGAACUUCUCGUUUAUAUAUUUUUUGGUUUUAAUGGAAUUGUUUUGUAUGGAGAAUGUAAUCUUUAGUAGGAACAACGAAGUACACCAGUGUGUGUCUGUGUGUGUGUUUGUGUGUGUGUGUUGCCUAUUUAUGUUGGACUGGUUGCUUCUGUUUCAAUAAAAGUAUUGCCCCACCAUAACGCCGCCAGUGUGUACCUUGGCUAUGCAAAAUA
Molecule: messenger RNA, 6320 nt
Organism: Biomphalaria glabrata
Lineage: Eukaryota; Metazoa; Mollusca; Gastropoda; Planorbidae
Product: beta-1,3-galactosyl-O-glycosyl-glycoprotein beta-1,6-N-acetylglucosaminyltransferase-like
Exons: 6
Coding region: 667-2646 (659 amino acids)
Cellular component (GO): membrane
Molecular function (GO): acetylglucosaminyltransferase activity
Source: RefSeq, a predicted model, not a curated record